AGUGCUUGCAGGGAGCGGAAGCAGCUGGUGAUGUUGGAACAAACAUGGCUGCCCCGGCGCCCCUCGGCCCCUCGGGCUCCCGCUGUCCUCGGCUCUUCGCGGGCCUCCGGUGGCUUCCGCUCCUGGGGCUGCUGCAGCUGCUGGUGGAGCCCGGCCUGGGCCGCGUCCACCACCUGGCGCUGAAGGAUGACGUGAGGCAUAAGGUUCAUCUAAACACCUUUGGAUUCUUCAAGGAUGGGUCCAUGGUGGUUAAUGUCAUCAGCCUUUCAGUGACUGAAGGAGCCACAGACAAGGACCUGACUAUUGGAUUCAGCCUCGACCGUUCCAAGAAUGACGGAUUUUCUUCUUCCCUGGAUGAAGAUGUGAAUUACUGUAUUUUCAGGAAACAGUUUGUCUCUGUCCCCCUUCUAAUCCUAAACUUCUCCAGAAGUGAAGUGAAAAUAAAAUCUCCACCAGAAGCUGGUACCCAGUUACCAAAGAUCAUCCUCAGCAGCGAUGAGAGACAGGAGGCUGGUGUCCCCCCGGUUUCAGCAAGCAGCCAGACUGAGACGAGACGAGAGAGUGGAAAGUCUAAAAGAAGUACAGAGAAUUCAAAGGCAAUGGAAGAGAAAUCCUUUUCUGUUCGUAAUAAUGGCAGGGCACUUUCAUUUCGGUUUUCCUUUAACAUCAGCACCAAUGAGCAGGAAGGCCUCUACAGUCUUUAUUUGCAUAAAUGCACUGGACCUAAAAUGCAGUCUAAUGACAAGUUUUCAUUCAACCUUGAUAUUGAGAUCACGGAGAAGAAUCCUGAGAGCUACCUCUCUGCAGGAGAAAUCCCUCUCCCUAAGUUAUACAUUUCUAUGGCCUUUUUCUUUUUCCUUUCUGGGACCAUCUGGAUUCACAUCCUUCGAAAACGACGGAACGAUGUAUUUAAAAUUCACUGGUUGAUGACGGCCCUCCCUUUCACCAAGUCUCUUUCUUUGGUCUUCCAUGCAAUCGACUACCACUACAUCUCCUCCCAGGGCUACCCCAUGGAAGGCUGGGCUGUCGUGUACUACAUCACUCACCUUUUGAAAGGGGCCCUGCUGUUCAUCACCAUCGCGCUCAUUGGCACUGGCUGGGCUUUCAUCAAGCAUAUCCUUUCCGAUAAAGACAAAAAGAUCUUCAUGAUUGUCAUCCCACUCCAGGUCCUGGCAAACGUGGCCUACAUCAUCAUAGAAUCCACCGAGGAGGGGACCACGGAGUACGCCUUGUGGAAGGACUCUCUGUUUCUGGUGGACCUGCUGUGCUGUGGGGCCAUCCUCUUCCCAGUGGUGUGGUCGAUCAGGCAUUUACAAGAAGCAUCGGCAACAGAUGGAAAAGCUGCUAUUAACUUAGCAAAGCUGAAACUUUUCAGACAUUAUUACGUCUUGAUCGUAUGUUACAUAUACUUCACCAGGAUCAUUGCAUUUUUCCUCAAAUUCGCUGUUCCGUUCCAGUGGAAGUGGCUCUAUCAGCUCAUGGACGAAAUGGCCACUCUGGUGUUCUUCGUUCUCACCGGGUACAAGUUCCGCCCAGCUUCAGAUAACCCCUACCUACAGCUUUCUCAGGAAGACGAUGACCUGGAAAUGGAAUCUGUCGUGACGACGUCGGGGGUGAUGGAGAACAUGAAGAAGGUCAAGAAGGUGACCAACGGCUCGGUGGAGCCCCAGGGCAACUGGGAAUGCGCCGCGUGAUGGCGCACGCUCGAGCUGGCCCCGCAAAGAAGACACUUAAUUUAUUAAUAGUCCUCUUGGUGAGCGAGAGCAGCUGGCACUUCCUGACAGUGACGCCACAGAGCGCGUGCUGGGAGCAGUGCCACGGAAGCCCUUUUUUUACUCUUUUAUGGAAACUGAUCUGUGGCUGGUCGUAGGCAGCUGGACUUCUCCUUCAGGUGGGCACGCUGCGGAGGGAGUGUAGCGAGGAGGAGAAUAAAAGGAAGACUUGGUUUUGAUUUAUAUAUUUUUAAUUGGGAGGGAGCUCUUAGGGUAUAUGCAGUGUGACCCCCAGUGUGUAGCACAUCAGAAUGGACGGUGGGUGGGGAGGAAGUCAACAGCACAGGCUUACAGGGGAUGGAGAGGGUUGCUACAGCUUUUGGAGACAAAAACGAAUGAAAUUAGGUGAUUCUAGAAAGCAGGGUCAAAACUGAUUAGUAUGCCGAGCCUGCCCCAGACUCCUGUCCCCAAAGGUGGCUCAGGCCUUUCUCCCAGAUCCUGAAAGGGUCCAGGAACCAGCAGCUCUGGGAGCUGUAUCUGUCCAAGGGGCUCUGCGUGGGGCUGGGUGUCACAGCCCGGGGCGGGGGGCGGGGGGAGGGGGAAUGGUGAUGGAAGGGUGUUCUGUGUUGCCUAAAGGAUGGACAGAAAUAUAUUUUUAGCUCAAAAGCAUUCUGUAGGGUUUUCUUGAACAUCCAGAAAAGUUCCCUCUCCUCGUGGUUCGUGUCCACCUGGUGUGAUGGGAGUCUGGGGGAAGGGGGGGGACUUUCCUUCAGGAGCAGCUGGGGCAGGAAAGGAGGUGUGAUCACCACCACCAAGCUUUCCCCGUAAGCCAGAGGGUUCUAGACAGAGCAGGUGGCCAGCUGCCCCGUCUUCGUCUGGAGUGUGUGGGCAAGUGUGACUGGCGGCUUAGGCUCAGGGCCGGGAGGCGUCUCACAGGAACGCGGGUUCCCUUGCGGACUCUCCGAGCGUGGGGACCCACACGGGCGCUGCCCCCAGGGAACAGCAUUGCACCUAAGCGGUUGGAAGCCGGGCCGCUCCGAAGGCCCGUUGUGGCGGAGGGCUCCGUGAUCAUUCCCACGCAGGACGGCUUCCUCCUGCUCGGGUGCCAGGCGUGCGGGGCCUCCUGGCAGGUGGACAGGGACAGUCCCUGGUGGUGGUUUGCUUACCUCCGGCUUGGAGGGUCGGUCAGAAAUCACAAGAUUUAGGGGUGGCUCCAUAUCCCAGGUUUGGGAACCUGAAGUCUUUCCUCAAAAACAGUUGUUUUCCCUCUGCUGUGCCGUUUCCCCUUCCUGCUGGCCUGGGAGGAGGAAGCGUCCUCCUCAUGCACUUUCAGUGGCCUCUGUGCUUGGCCUGGCCCUCGGGCUGGUCCUGCUCUGCAGUCCUCGGGGCGGGGCCCCACGUCUCCCCGUCUCCAGGACGGAAGUACAGCCUAAGUAUUCAUCUAAGGGUCAGUUCUCUUUCUCUUUUCACUUGGAGCUGUGUGACGGGGCCGGACGUUGUAGAGAAGAUGGGAAUAUCUUUAAAGCUUUAUUUUCCUGUCCCAAUCCCAGCUGCAGAAGUGUCUCAACCCAGGCUCAGGGUGCUUCCCUGGGGGGUGCGGGGGCGGGGGGGAAUUCGCUGCUUGUCCUGCAAGCAGAUGUUCUUAACUCAGUCAUAGAUUUCUUGGCAAGAACCAAAGUGAGAUGAAAACUCCCUCCUGAAAGGUCUCCAUGGAGGAAGCGAGUGCGUGAGGAGCAGGGGAGGACGGGAACGUGUGCGGCCAGCCCGCACUGCUCCUGCCUCCUGCCCCCUCGCAGCUCCCAUCCUCAGCAGCCACAUUCGGGCCGACCCAGAGGGCUGGCUUCUGUGGGAUGAGGCGUCCUUUAAAGCCCAUGCCUACCUCCAGCAGCCUCUGGGCUCUCGCAGCACCUGCAGGGCCGCCUUCCCUUCCAUGCUGGCCCUUCGGGGCAGGAGCACAGGGAGAGGGGGCAGGGGUUUGGAAACAGGCUGCCACGGCCUUCCCACCACACAGCACAUCUGCCGUGUCCUGCAUGUAACAUGGAAGGUCUAUAGUCAGGCCGACGAUUAGGGAACAUCCAAACCCAGCCCGUGACGGGGAAGGCAGGUGGUAGGUGAAGUUUCUCAGAAUGACUUACGCUGUCUGUCCUGUUCCGUGAACAUUUCUUCCCUUCCUCUGUCACUUCGCAGCUGGGACCAGCAGGCACGUGAGUCAGGGUGACUGGCUGGGGUCCGAAGCACAGUGGCUCUCCAGCCACAGCCUUCCUGCCGCCCGAGUUGAGGUCCCGGCUCCGUGAGCCACGGAGCUCGCACGGUUAAGCCUCCCAGAGUCUCGGCUGGGCAGGGAGGACGGGUGCCCAUCACAGAGCCCUCGUGUUUAUAGCUUCACUGCUCCCUCCCUGCCCUGCCCACACGAGUAUCCAGGCUUCCUUUCAGAUCAGAAACCUGCUGCGGACUGGGAACCCUGCUGCGGGGAAGGUUCAGGAAGUGCAGGCUCUGUUUGCCUUUAAUAAAGUCCGUGUCUUUUGUAGAAAAUUACUUCUUGGACCACAACAAAGGUCACUGGUCUCUCAAUCCUGGCUCUUACCAGUGGCCAGAGAUGCCAUCAGCCUAGUUCUGGCCCCUCCAGACUUUAAAAUGUUAGUAGCAACGCAGCGCCGCCGAGCGCGAUGCCGGAGGCCGCUGCCCGUCCUGCCAGGGAAGCUGCUGGAGUGCAGGAGGUGCUUGCUCAGGUCACAGCCCGAGUCAGUCCAGCUUUCCCUCAAGAAACCACUCGAGUGAACUUGCCAGGCGCUUUCUCCCCUGGACGUGGCCAGCCAGCCAGGCAGCUCUUGGUCUCGUGAGUCCACUCCACGUGUCUGUCGUGGCAGGAUUUCCUCCUCGGCACCGUCUCAUCAGGAUCUCUGCUCUCCUUCCACAGCCUGCCUCCCCUCCCCCUCUCCUUCUCCUCCACCCCCCACCCCCGCCCACAUCUAUUGAUUCCACGGAGGCUCGGUCCUGGGAAUACAGGCUGCAGGCUUUGGUGCAUUGCAGCGUUUUCUCCCGGAAGCUCUGGAGGGAUGAGUUGGCGAAGCUCAGGAGAGGUUUACCAGGAGGUCGCACUAGCUCGUGUAUCAUUGCUUUGGCCCGGAUGUGGGGUUCUGCCUGCAUUCCGGUGUCUGUCCCAGCACUUCCAGCCUACAGAGGAGCGACACGAUGCCCGUUGUUAUUACAAGUGGCAUCUGGCCAUUUCCCCAUCCGAAGUGUUGUCUUCCAGGGGGCCGGGCCCAUCAGACAGUCUGGUGAGGUUGGCCCUGCUCCAUACCCCUGUGGGACAGCAGAGCCUCCAUGCUGCCCGCUGCCAACUCCACCCCUUCCACUCCACGCUCCCCGUUGGGCCUCUGAACCAGUUCACAAUGUGCAGGGUCCCGGGGGCCUGGGACCCACUGCUUUCCCCGUCGGGAGUCACUAAAUCAAUGGCUUCCCCACUAAAGAAGUUAGGCUCUGACUCGGUGCCUCUUGGUACAUCACAAAGGCGUUCGUGGGAACACGCCAGCGGUUCUCAGAUCUGCUCUGUGCUCCUGUUUCUCUAGGGUGUUUGGCAGGAAAUCUUUAAAAGGGACCCACCUGUGCCCGGCCGGUGUGGGUCAGUGGUUGAGUGUAACCUAUGAACCAGGAGGUCACAGUUCGAUUCUCGGUCAGGGAAUAUGCCAGGUUGCGGGCUCGAUCCACAGUGUGGGGUGUGCAGGAGGCAGUCAAUCAAUGAUUCUCUCUCAUUGAUGUUUCUCUCUAUCCCUCUCCCUUCCUGUGUGAAAUCAGUAAAAAUACAUUUUGGAAGAAGGGAUCCACCUGCAUUGCCACCGCCUGGAAUGUAAUGAUCUGAACACUCCAGACUCCCCAGGCCUUUGGGAAGGGGGUGUUCUGGACAAAGUCAGUAAAUGUCCAAGCAGAAUAGGAACACUGACCCACUCCCAAGAGUUAGCUGCUCGGAGGCAAGGUGCGAGGUUUCAUGGUGGGAUCGCAGCCCAGAUGGGGCCUGAGGGCCAGCCCCCUCGCAUUUAAGAUACUUAUUAACCAAAGGGGCCGGGGCCCUGUGCAGACAAGGGGCGUUUAUAGAUCAUGAAUUGGAUUUCCUCGUCAUUGACCACAAAAGAAGUCAGACACAUCGAAUCCAGAAUCAAGUUACAUCUGGGGGAGACAAUGCCUGUACAUAUCAUUUGCUUUCCUUGUUAGAUUGGGGUGCAGAAGGCACUUUCAGUAUUUUUUUAACAAUGAUCAUUGAAGAGCAUUUAUGUAAACAGGAUGGGUGGGGCUUCCGACCCGGGUGCUGUUGGGGAUGGCUUCUCGCUGUGAUGCAAACGUGUAAAAUAAAAAUCCUAUGACGGAAA
Messenger RNA from Myotis myotis, 6076 nucleotides. RefSeq names its product G protein-coupled receptor 107 (gene GPR107). NCBI's taxonomy places the organism in Eukaryota, Metazoa, Chordata, Mammalia, Chiroptera, Vespertilionidae. Gene Ontology annotation, biological process: clathrin-dependent endocytosis. Bases 45 to 1694 code for a protein of 549 amino acids. The record is from RefSeq and is a predicted model, not a curated record. The transcript has 18 exons. Gene Ontology annotation, cellular component: clathrin-coated vesicle; membrane; Golgi apparatus. Gene Ontology annotation, molecular function: clathrin heavy chain binding.